Messenger RNA from Drosophila subobscura, 1532 nucleotides. RefSeq lists its product as uncharacterized. NCBI's taxonomy places the organism in Eukaryota, Metazoa, Arthropoda, Insecta, Diptera, Drosophilidae. The coding region runs from base 102 to 1415 and encodes 437 amino acids. The record is from RefSeq and is a predicted model, not a curated record. The transcript is spliced from 2 exons.
CCAGCGCUAACACAAGAAAUAUAAACAUUUUAAAUAUAAACUGAAUUCUAACAAAGUGGACACUAAUCCUUGCCGCAGUUGAUGAGCCCAGCGAGAACGGAAUGAGCAUGGAGCAGGCUGGUGACAAAUUAUAUGACGAAUUCUUCGACAGCCUGCGCAGCAACAAUGGCCCACGUAACCUGAGCCAGAUCUUCGAGGAUGACGUCAAGCCGCUGCAGAACGAGUCCCGCAACAUGCGCUACCAGCCGUCGUCGGCCCAGAAGCAGGAAAGACAUCAACAGAAAAUAGAAAACAAAGAGAAGCCCAGGUCCGCGCUCGGCCAGAAGUGGAAUGUGGAGCCCGGCGUCUGGACCACUGUAAUAGCCAAGGUGGCGCACGCGUUCAGUGGUAGCGAUGAUGUGGGUCGCGUGGGCGUGGCCCUUUCCCUGCACGGCGAUGGCAUCGCCAAGCUGAUUCUGUACAAGACAAAGACCAAGGUGCUGGCCAGCGUGGUGCUAACGGCACCGAACGCAUCUGUGAUUGAGCGCGAGUCCUACAUACAGUUCUACGCUGAUGACCGUCGCUUCUGGAGCCUGCGCUUCGACCAGGACGCCGAUGAGCAGGACAUCAUUCAGGCCUUGCGCAAAUACGAUCUGCCAUUGACCGGUGUCGUGUCUAGCUGCAGCUCCUCCUCGAUCUCGGAUCAGGACAGCAAGCCAAAGAAGUCGUCACAGCUGCAGGUGCAGGUGCAAGUGCAGCCUCCGCAGCCGCAGCCGCAGCCUCGGUCCCGUCUUGGUCCGAGUGUAAGCACAAACCAGCUGCCAUCCGAGGAAUGUUCAUUGGUGGACGAUGUUAUAAUGACACCGGUGCCGCGUGCCAUUGGACUCAGUCACAGCAGCAGCGCCAGCAGCAGCACGAUUCACGGCAGCCUAAUGGUCGCCAAGAUGGACUCGGGCAACGACAUGGACAAGAAAAUGGACACCAUACUGCAGGCGAUGCAUCGCUUGGUGAGCGGCGCCGGUAGCAGCAGUGGCAGCACCCAGCUGAAUGAUAGGCAGCAGAACACAAAUGACAGCGAGGACGAGAUGAUCGAGCUGGAGCAGAAGAUGCUCAACCUCAAGCGUGAGAACCGCACGCUGGUGAAGAGCAUGCGCGCCAAAGAGCAGGACCUGGAAGAGCUUCGCACAUCGAACAGCGCCCUCGUUGAGCUGAAUAAAGAGCUGAAACAGCAGAACGCAGCCCUGCUGGUGGCAAUGGCCAGCAAUGCGUACGAUCAGGUCAACAGCAACUCCACCUCCGCCAGCACUAGCUGCCCCAAUUGCGAGCAGUCCGCAAGCCUCAUAAAUGUGCUGAAGCGUCAGGUGGCGUCGAUCCAAAGUGCCAUGGAGCAGACGACGGCGGCACCAGAUGCGGCUGCUCACAGAAACGGACAUUAAAGAGAGAGAGAGAGAGGAGAAGAGACAGGGCAAGCAAUGCUACAUUUUUGUAUUAAAUAUGUUUUCCUCAUGUAUUAUGCCGCAAUGCAAAUUAUAAACACAAUUUGGUGGAUUUUG